CUGGAAACCGCGAGGAGAUGCAGUCGACCAAGCGCGCGCCGGCCACACUCGUUUACAAAGCCAAGAGCGAGAGGCCGCUUGUGACGCCGAAAGAGUCGUCGACGAUGAAUCGGUCCACAAGUGGCAUCGCGGGAGUCCUCGAUUCGUUGAAAGGCAAGAUCGACAUCCUCGACCACGAAAUCAAAGCGGAUCAAAAGGGCAAAAAGGACUACGAAGACGAACUGUUCAAGCUGAAUACGCGCAAGCAAGAUUUGACCGCACACUUGAACGAGUGCCAGCGAUGGAUUGAUCUGUUUGCGUCCAAGAUCCAGCCCCUCGAGAACAGCUACAAGGCAACGACCGUCGAAAUGAGCGACGAGUACGACGAGGCCAAGGUCAAGCACGCGAAAGGGUUGCAAGUCCUCAUUGACAACUUCAAUUACCACCCUGUCUUCAAGCGGUAUAACGACGACUUUACCGCCGUGCCAUUUCGACCCAAGUGAUAACAAAACUAGUGUUUGUGCCUUCUUCGCUCA
Molecule: messenger RNA, 515 nt
Organism: Aphanomyces invadans
Lineage: Eukaryota; Oomycota; Saprolegniomycetes; Saprolegniales; Verrucalvaceae
Exons: 1
Coding region: 18-482 (154 amino acids)
Source: RefSeq, a predicted model, not a curated record